Molecule: messenger RNA, 7981 nt
Organism: Mus musculus (house mouse)
Lineage: Eukaryota; Metazoa; Chordata; Mammalia; Rodentia; Muridae
Gene: Pgm5
Product: phosphoglucomutase 5
Exons: 11
Coding region: 54-1757 (567 amino acids)
Biological process (GO): carbohydrate metabolic process
Cellular component (GO): costamere; focal adhesion; spot adherens junction
Molecular function (GO): magnesium ion binding
Source: RefSeq, marked validated
GGCGGCAGAUCCCCGAGGCUCCCGCAGCCGCGGCAGGACCGGCCAGCGGCGCCAUGGAGGGGAGCCCCAUCCCAGUGCUGACGGUGCCCACGGCGCCCUAUGAGGACCAGCGGCCGACCGGUGGCGGCGGGCUGCGACGGCCCACAGGGCUCUUCGAGGGCCAGCGCAACUACCUGCCCAACUUCAUCCAGAGUGUGCUGUCGUCCAUCGACCUGCGCGACCGUCAGGGUUGCACCAUGGUGGUGGGCAGCGACGGCAGGUACUUCAGCAGGACGGCUACUGAGAUCGUGGUGCAGAUGGCUGCGGCCAAUGGGAUUGGUCGACUGAUUAUUGGGCAGAAUGGCAUCUUGUCGACCCCUGCAGUCUCCUGCAUUAUCAGGAAGAUCAAGGCAGCUGGUGGGAUCAUUCUAACAGCCAGCCACUGUCCUGGAGGACCAGGGGGAGAGUUUGGAGUGAAGUUUAAUGUUGCCAAUGGAGGUCCUGCACCAGAUGUUGUCUCAGACAAAAUCUACCAGAUCAGCAAAACAAUUGAGGAAUAUGCCAUAUGUCCAGAUCUUCGAAUUGACCUAUCUCGACUGGGAAGACAAGAAUUUGACCUGGAGAACAAGUUCAAACCAUUCAGAGUGGAGAUUGUGGACCCCGUUGACAUCUAUCUCAACCUCCUCCGGAAUAUCUUUGACUUUAACGCCAUCAAGAGUUUGCUGACAGGACCCAGCCAACUGAAGAUCCGUGUUGAUGCUAUGCAUGGAGUUAUGGGACCCUAUGUAAGAAAAGUUCUGUGUGAUGAACUGGGAGCUCCAGCCAACUCCGCAAUAAACUGUGUCCCACUAGAAGACUUCGGAGGGCAGCACCCAGACCCAAACCUGACCUAUGCAACCACCCUCCUGGAAGCCAUGAAGGGGGGAGAAUAUGGAUUUGGAGCUGCGUUUGAUGCUGAUGGGGACCGUUAUAUGAUCCUUGGCCAAAAUGGCUUCUUUGUGAGUCCCUCAGACUCUCUCGCCAUCAUCGCUGCCAACCUCUCUUGCAUUCCGUAUUUCCGUCAGAUGGGGGUUCGCGGGUUUGGGAGGAGUAUGCCAACCAGCACGGCUCUGGACAGAGUGGCUAAAUCAAUGAAGGUCCCCGUGUAUGAGACCCCUGCUGGAUGGAGAUUCUUCUCAAAUCUGAUGGACUCCGGACGAUGCUCUCUGUGUGGAGAGGAGAGCUUCGGCACUGGGUCUGAUCACCUCCGAGAGAAAGAUGGCCUCUGGGCUGUCUUGGUCUGGCUGUCCAUUAUUGCUGCCCGGAAGCAGAGCGUGGAGGAAAUUGUUAGAGACCAUUGGGCCAAAUAUGGCCGCCACUACUACUGCAGGUUUGAUUACGAGGGACUGGAGCCCAAGGCAACCUAUUACAUCAUGAGGGAUCUGGAGGCCCUAGUGACAGACAAGUCCUUCAUCGGCCAGCAGUUUGCUGUAGGGAGCCACAUUUACAGCAUUGCAAAGACUGACAGCUUUGAAUAUGUGGACCCCGUGGAUGGCACCGUGACCAAGAAACAGGGCCUGAGGAUCAUCUUCUCGGAUGCAUCACGGCUAAUAUUCCGGCUCAGUUCCUCCAGUGGUGUGCGGGCCACCAUCAGACUGUAUGCAGAGAGCUACGAGAGGGAUCCCAGUGGUCACGACCAGGAACCACAGGCAGUGCUGAGCCCGCUCAUCGCCAUCGCAUUGAAAAUAUCUCAGAUUCACGAGAGGACCGGCCGGAGAGGACCCACCGUCAUCACCUGAGCACAGGGCAGCAGAGCACUCCGAGAGAUGCUUCACCAUGCCUUCUUGCUUCCUGUUUGUGCCUCUUAGGACUUUGGAAAAACAAAAGCUAUUUUGCUGUUGGGGUGGGGUGGGGUGGGGUGACAGGAGGGUGGGAGUGGGGGGAGGGUAAGUACCCCUUUUGUUUUGAUUUGUCUUCCAAAAGCAGCAGGGUCUUUGGUUGGUUGUCUGCCAAAGCUUCACUAUUGUUUAAUACCUGGAUUUCAUCACACCAAAGUGCUUCCCUUUCUGAGAAAAAUAGAUGCCCUAGGGAACUAUUAAUCACAGCCCCUGUAUAUUUCUAGUGUCUUGUGAGAAAAGAUUCUGAGAGACAGGAUAGAGAGAGAGAGAAAGGGAGGAGAGAGAGAGAGACAGACAGACAGACAGACUAAGGUUUAGAACUUCUAGGAAACACCCCCCUCCCACCAGUCGUCCAAUGGCCACACUUCCCAGCCUGCCAACAACUCUGCACCACCUCUCUUACUUUUCUAGGGUUUUCUAUGAUUCACAAUGACACACCUCCAACAAGGCAUAUAAAAGGGUGUUUUCCUUUCUUUUAUUUUGCAUGUAGUCUUCAUUUAGCUACCAAUCUGGCUGCAUCUCUCUGAAUGUAGUCGCUUCCUGUGCAGGUGGGGAAGGAUUUUCUAGAAAGGUUUCAAAAUGAGGAGGAAGCUUGCUUGAUUAUGUCACAGAAGUCAAUACAUGAGUCUGUAUAAAUCCUCCCAGGAAGAAUACCAGCGCAUGAUCUGAUCUUGCUCACAGUAGGUGGAUAAAGGAGAAGAGAAGGGGCUGGAGUGUUUAAAGGGACAGUUGUGGGCCCCAUGAGACAGAGAGGUGGAUUGUCACAACUGGCUUUCUUUGCCUGGGAGGGAAAGAGACCUGGCAGCUCCAGCAGGCACGUGGACGAGGGCAGAGUCCUCAGCCAGGCUCGGGAUGUGUUUGCUUCUGUUUGUCUCCCUUGGGAACUGCAGGUUCCUUACCACACCAUUUGCGGAGGUGACCUAGUGCCCUUUGACUGUUGAGCAAGGCAUGAUUGCUGUCGUCAAGGUCGGCGCCUUAAGGAAAGAUUUCCAGCAAGGUGUUUGUUUCCGUUUUCUCUCUGUGCUUCUGUCAAAAACUUGCUAGGACAUUUAGGAGUCAAUAAAACAGAAUUUCCUUAUUUUAACCUCCAUACAAGAUUAUGGGCCUCAGGUCCUUUGUGCCUCUUGCUGCUUUGCCAUUCCAUCAGUGGCCCCCUGUACUGAUAAAUCAGCUGCUCAGAACACUGGCACGGCUGUUGUUAGCUCUGAUGACUGGGCAAACGGAUUCUAAAAUUAGAACAGGGGGGUAAAAAUGGAAUUGCUCAAAAUCAGUUUUGGGAAUCAACAAAAAUUAAAAUGGCAUCUAGUCAUUCACCAUAACAGGGUUUACUUCGGAAUAAUACGAUGGUAGCUUUUUAGCUGAGAUUAUUUAAAAAAAAAAAGGUUAUAAAAAGUAUGUCAGGCAUGAAAAUGUUUUGCCUUGUGGCUUUCAUUCUCAUUAUCUCUGGAGUAAAGGUCCCGAUAACGUCUGCCCGUUCAUUCACUGUAGACAUGCUGUCAGUGUGAUCUGACAGAGCCAUUGGCUCAUCAGCUCUAGCUGGGCAAGCAGAUCUCUUUUUCAAGUUCCUGAACUUAAACCAUCUCUAGCUUUUAAGUUCAAGUUAUUCUACUUAAACAUCCUGUUUCCUUUUUAAAAUGUAUGCGUAGUAGCCCAAUUUAUAGUCACUUAUUUGCUCAUUCAUUCAUUCAUUCAUUCAUUCGGCAAACACUGGUUGAGUAGCUACUCCAGAUACAUCUCUGGUUUUGUUAUAUCAGAAAGAAGGAUCAAGUUUUUCUUGCUCUUAGGAAUUUACAAUUUGGAGAGAGUUGGCCGUGACAAAGACCCAAAAGUAACUGGGGAGGCAUAAAUGUUGCAGUAUAGACGCAAGCAUGAACUCUGGGGACAUGCAGAGUGUAACUGACUCAGAAAUCAUGGGACACAUGAAACAGGACACUUUUUCUAAGGAAUAGGGUUUCUUGGGAUCCACAAGCAUUUGUAUAAUUUGCCAGAGAUGAAUGGAAGCAGCAAGACAGAACAGUCUUUAUUAGCCAGGACUUACAGAAGAGGUUGACUUUAGGGGCCACAGUUGGAGUGGUGGGUGACGUUGAGACAGACACAGGCUAUGACAUCAAGGGCAGCUAUAUUAACAAACAGUAGGCUAUGACAUCAGUGUCUCCCUCAGUGACUCUAGGACCCUCUCAAGUUCACAUUGCUGAGGAAUCAUUUCUGCCUUAACCCAAGAUUGUAUGUGUGUAUUCUUGCAUUAUUCUCGUGUGAGAUGGAAACCAGAAACACAGUCUUCCCUAUAUGAUGCUCUAUUUGUCAAAGAUGGAAAGCCAACAGCCAGCCUUUAAGAACAAAUGAUUGGAGGGUCAUUGAGAUGGCUGGAGGGUGGCUGAAGGCAUUACUGCAGAGGCCUUACAAGGGGCUUGAGUUCUUGAACGAGUUGUCCUCUGACCUUCACAUGUGUCCUGGCCUGUGCACACACACACACACACACACACACACACACACACACACACACAAACAAUCUUUUUUUUAAAAAAAUAAGAAUAAGCAGCAUGUGACAUGAAAGAGUUUUGUGGGAGCCAGCACAGUGAAUCACAGAAGAGGUGCUGUGGUUAAAAUGAAGUAACUAUUAGGGCUACUAAGGGCUACUCUGGUGGUCUUCUAGCACCAAGGGGUUCCCUUACUGCAACAUAUAUAGGAGAUUUGGAAAUGUGUAAGUGUAUAAUGAUGCCAGGGAGGCAUUUAUAGGGAGAACUUGGUGGGGUAUUAAAUACUGUACCUGCCAGGUGUCAGCCAUCCACCCCCAAAACAAGACGUUGCUUUGUUUCAUCCAGGACUCUAGAACUUCUUCUUCAUCCUUUAAAAGGGGGAGGGGUGAGUAUGAAGAUGCCUCAGCUAGUAAAUUGUCUCAAAAAGUAUUGACCUCUGGCUUCCAUAUGUGUGUGUGCACAUGCAUUCACACAUAAGAGUAGCCAUUUUUAAAGAGAGAACACUUAUCAAGUCUUACUGUUUCACAUUGCAGAAUGCGUCCAUUAUAUUUACAGGUCAUGAAUGCCUUCACAUAAGAAGCUUUAGAUUCAUGGCCAUCCUUGAUAGAGGUCAUGGAUGACCCUGAGGUCAUGGCCACACUUAAUCCUGGCAAGAAUGAUGGUAUCAUGGCAUUGUUUGGCCACCCACUGGUCAAUAUCAGGCUUGAGAUUUGUUAGUGGUCGGAUCCACGAGCUAUGGCUGAUGUAGAGGAUGAGCCACGUUUGUGGAUAAGGACAGUAAGAUGACUCCAUGCCCAUGGCUAGUAAAUCAGUGUUUGGACCAUCAGCCAACGGCAAGAGAUUAUCUGAGGCAGCAGAGCUUAACAGAAUGUCCGUUCCACUUCAACCAGCUGGAGGUUUCACCAGCAGAAGCAUCCAUGCGGUUGUCAGCUCACUAGUGUGUAACCCUGGCUUGUCUUGGAACUCUAUAGAACACGGUGGAGACACGGGUUUACAAAUGCAUGACUUCCCCUCUUUCCACUUCUUCUGCAUGGAGGUGAUCUUGAAUGAUGCUUCACCAAAAACAACAUACUUAGGGAAAUGUUGACAGACAAACAGACGUCUCAGUAAAAACACCUGUAGGUUUUGCAUGGAGAGGUCAAGACAGGGCCCAGUACAACUCAGAUAUGCAAAGACCCAGCCAGCAUUGUGUGCACUACAUUGACCUUGCCAUCUUGAGCUUCUAGGUGCUGGGGGGCAAUUACUUAAACUUGUUGUUCACCAUAAAACUAUCAACUGGGGUGUGGGUAUCAUAAACAGUGGAGAUGAGGAAGAGAAACGAUCUCUGCCAUGGAGACUUAUUUCUCCUCAUUGUCUCAAAGUCCGAAUGUUCUCCGCAGUAGCCAUGGGACCAUGAAUGCUCUCCGCAGUAGCCAUGGGACCAUGGCUCCCAACCCGGCAGCAUUUCAUUUGAUCACAAAUCUGAGAAAGAAUGAAGAUGCCAGAGCUCCUUCCCACGAGAGCAUCCUUUAGGGGAUAGUAAGGUAUCAUUCAUUACAGUAGGGCAUACUGAUUUGACUUGCCCAUUGGGUUCUAGUUGGUCAGAUUCUAAAAUACAAGACCGCUUUGCAUAACACUCAAGUUCUUGAGUCAGAGUACAUGUGUUUUAGAAACAUGUCAAGGAAUGUGAAUUGCUGCUGAUUUUCUUUUCUUUUUCUCUCCGUCCCUCCCUCUCGUUUGUUCAUUGACAGAGUUUCAUGUAGCCCAGGCUGGCUUCUAACUUACUAUGUAUCCAAGGCUGUCUUUGAACUCCUGAUCCUCCAGCUUCCACUUGGCUAAUGCUUGGGUUGCAGGUGUGUGUCACCAUGCCUGUCUUUAGUGUACUUUUUUAAAGGAAGCAGCAGCUGCUGUCAAUGAAGCCUGGGUUUGCAGAAAUAUGAAUUCAUCUUCAUAGUGUGGAGAAUGUUACCAUGACUUACAUUCCUCUACUGAUUUGUCAUGUAAUACAAAAGGUGGCAAGGGUGGGGGAGGGGAAGGAAAACCCGAGGUGAUGGACAGGUGGUUCAGUGGGUAGUCCUGUUUGCGGAGAAAGCAGGAGGAGCUAGUUUAAACCCUCACAUGUGCAAGGAGGAGAUCCUUGGAAAUUCCCUUGCCAGCCAGCCUACCUGAAACAGCAGCCCCUGGCCACCCCGCGCAUGUGCACACACAUGCACUUGUGCACAUACACAUGUAUAUACAACACACACCCCACAAAAUGAAUUUUAAAAAGACUCUGAAAACAAAAUUUAUGGCCUUAAAGAGACUAACACAAUUUAUGCAAACCGAGUUGAACAUUUGCUUUAGCCAAUGUACAACUCCAGUUGUACAAAAACCAUCUAUUCUGUGUGUGAAUCUGGUUAGAAGUCCAAUAAUGCGGGUCCAUCGGACCCAGAGGGGAAACUGCCCUGCAGAGGGAUGAAAAGAAAUGACAAGAAAGGAGUAAUGAAUUUCACUGCUAAUAAACAAUCCCUUUCCGGCUAAACAACCACCAGUGGCCUUCCUAUCCUGCCAUUCCCUCAUUGUCAUGGAUUCAAAGCAGAGAUACACAAAGGUCAUGGACUAGGGUUGUGUUCGUUUGGCAUCGUAUAUUGAUUAGGAUGUUCACGACCUGUGAACUCAGUAGUGACCAGGAAUCAGAAACUGUGGCCAUCCAGUCCCACUUUGUUGACCUCUUUCUUGACAGCUUCAUCCCUCCCUGUGAGUUUUUAAAGACUCAGCUGUGCCUGUCACUGUGGCUAUCCUCAGUAGGAUGUAGGGCCCAACUCACAGGCAAGGCUGACAUAUUUUAACUGAAAAGCCCAAUAAACCUAAAGCCACCCAGCUUUCUCCUUCAAGGCUGGAAGAUAUUGCAGUGACCCAGAACAUCUCUUUCUGUUAGGGAUCUCUUCUGAAAUGGAGACAGCAAUCUAAGCUGCAUCCUAAAAGGACUAAAGAAAGACACAGCAAGCCUAAUGCAAAAGGGCAAAGUAUCUUCCAUUGCAUCCUUUGGGUCGUUACCUUUCUUCAGGCCACUGUUUUAUUGGAAGUCUUGAAGCCUCAGUUGAUACAUUGGGAAAGCAGGCAUGGGCAUAGCCCUCACCUUGUAAAGAUGGAGUGGGGAUUAAAUAACAUGCACGGGGGCGGGGGUUAGUUGGACCUACUGUUUGAAAGGCAUGCCAUAAGUGUUAGAUCCUGAGUGUCCUGCUGGCAUCCUUCCACCAACAUGUUCUCUGAUUUUAAAAACUCCCACAAAGAAAAUGAAACCAAGGAGGGAAGGCUGUGUUAAGUCUAGAAGUGUAGCUCUCUAUCUACACACACACACACACACACACACACACACACACACACACACACACACACACACACACACACACACAAAACCCAUCCUGGUAUUAGAGAUAUGGCCUUACAGGUAUUAAUCACAUUCUGAAUUUGGCAGGGGCAGAGGUGGGGGUGCAUCUUUGAAAACUACAUGUAAACAUUUUCUAAACUUCACAGGAUUUGCAGCAAGUUGUAUAUUAACAUCACCCUUGAUUCCUUGUAUCACGAAUUAAGUAUUCUAUCUAGUCAACUUGAAUCUAUAAGAACUCCUGCAUGCUUGUAUAAAGACCUCUUUAAGAAAUAACUCAACAUGUUGUGUUUGAACCAUUU